AUGCGCUGCCGCCGCCGCCGCGGCCGCCGGGAGAGCGAGUCCGCAGGAGGGGGCGCGGCCGGGAGGAGGCGGCGGCGCGGACUCGGUUUCCCGUCGCGCCCCUCGGCCGCCCCCCGGCCAUGUAAGCGCUGCUCGGCGAGCGGCCGCCCCGUUUCCUGGUCGGGCUCCGGCGGCCAUUUUGGGCUGAGGCGCAGCGCGGAGGCCGCGGAGCGGGCGCGGGCGGACGGGCCGAGCCGAGCGCCGGGCGAUCGCGGCUCCCUCGGACCAGCGCACCGCGGAGCGCCUGCCUCGGCGGCGGGAGGUGCCGCCGCACCGCCCCCUCACAGCGCGCUCGCCGUCCCUCGGGCCGCGGGCCCCACGGACAUGUCCAGCAUGAACCCGGAAUAUGACUAUUUAUUCAAGCUACUUCUGAUUGGAGACUCCGGUGUUGGGAAAUCUUGCCUUCUACUUAGGUUUGCAGAUGACACGUACACAGAAAGUUACAUCAGCACGAUUGGUGUGGACUUCAAAAUCAGAACUAUAGAACUAGAUGGGAAAACAAUCAAGCUUCAGAUAUGGGACACGGCGGGACAGGAGCGGUUUCGGACUAUCACUUCCAGUUACUAUAGAGGAGCUCAUGGCAUCAUAGUUGUGUAUGAUGUUACAGAUCAGGAGUCUUUCAAUAAUGUCAAGCAGUGGCUGCAGGAGAUAGACCGUUAUGCCAGUGAAAACGUCAACAAGUUGUUGGUGGGGAACAAGUGUGAUCUGACCACAAAGAAAGUAGUAGACUAUACAACAGCAAAGGAAUUUGCAGAUUCUCUUGGAAUUCCGUUUUUGGAAACCAGUGCAAAGAAUGCCACAAAUGUAGAACAGUCUUUCAUGACCAUGGCUGCCGAGAUUAAAAAACGAAUGGGUCCGGGAGCGACAGCUGGUGGUGCAGAGAAGUCCAAUGUUAAAAUUCAGAGCACUCCAGUCAAGCAGUCUAGUGGAGGUUGCUGCUAAAACUUGCCUCCCCCCCUUUUGUCUCACAACAAUGAAUUUGCAAUCUGAACCCAAGUGAAAAAAAAAAAAAAUUUGCCUGAAUUGUACUGUAUGUAGCUGCACUACAACAGAUUCUUACCGUCUCCACAAAGGUCAGAGAUUGUAAAUGGUCAAUACUGACUUUUUUUAUUCCCUUGACUCAAGACAGCUAACUUCAUUUUCAGAACUGUUUUAAACCUUUGUGUGCUGGUUUAUAAACGUGUAAUCCUUGUUGCUUUUCCUGAUACCAGACUGUUUCCUGUGGUUGGUUAGGAUGUAUUUUUGUUUUGAUGUUUCUAUUGGCAUGUUUAGAUGUCAGGUUUAGUCUUCUGAAGAUGAAGUUUAGCCAUUUUGUAUCAAACAGCACAACAGUGUCUGUCACUUUCCAUGCAUAAAAUUUAGAUAUAUGUAAGAUCUGAUUUGCUAGUUCCUUCUUGUAGAAUUAUAAAUGGAGAGAUCACACUAUCUGAUUAAUAGUUUCUUCAUACUCUGCAUAUAAUUUGUGGCUGCAGAAUAUUGUAAUUUGUUGCACAAUAUGUAACAAAACUGAAGAAAUGUUUAAUAAAUAUUGUACUUAUUGGAAGUAAUAUCAAACUGUAUGGUGAUAAAUAUUGUCUUAAUUUGUAUGGCUAAGGGGGAAAUCAGGCUUGCAUUGUGCACAAAACAACAUAUCUGUGUGUGCAGCCCUGGCUCUCAGACCUUCCCUGCAACUCACCCAGUGACUGUGGCCCCAAAGCCUGAGCUGUCAUGGUGCUUAAGGCACGAGUGCUGUACCAGAAACACCCAGCCAAGGUUCAUGAGGCAUAAUGCACUCUGAAUGUACAACAGUUCCCUAACUUAGUCUUGGAACUUAAUUUAUUUCUCAAGGACUCCAUGUAGGGAAUUCCCGUCAGCUUUGCAUAGCAGGGGAGAGAACAGUAUUUCCCUAACGUGAACGAUUUCAGCGAAACCUUGAGGAGAUAUAACUUUCUACCAGUAUAUUAUGUCUUUUCUAUAUACUGUUAAUUCCAUCCUCUUUUAAUCAGUAUCUUCUGACUUAGUGCAACAGCUUAGCUUCUAUUCCCUUCUGCAGCGAGGCACCAGGAGGGUGACAUGGGGAUAGCAAGGCCCCCACCAAACUGUUGCUCAAAGUAGGCGCUUUCUCAAACAAUUUGGAACUAACCAGCAGCCAAGAGGUUUUGGAUGGUGUGUGAUUCUUUGUACAGAGCUAAUCAAAUCAUUAGUGCCUGAUGUCUAGCUAAAAGCCACAGGAAAGCUAGCCUAUAACACUUCCUAUACAUGUAAAAUUGUUCAGCUUUAUCUAAACUCAAAUGUUCAGCCUAUUCUGUAAAUAGUCUCAUGUUUGAAAGACCAUGUAACAUUCCCCUAGUAGUAAAUACACCCUGUGAUAGUAAAAAUAUAGCCUAGGUAUGUUGUGAGGUAUAAACUAAAACUGGUGCAAAUAUCCUCUGAUUUUUUUUUUUUUGGGGGGGGUGACUUUGGCUAACAGCUUUCUUCAACAUAGUUGCAUAAAUCAACAGGCAAUUGUAAUACAUAAAGUAUUGUCAUGGUUAAGUUGAACUCUUCCACUUGAGACCUUCACAAUAAAGUGAUGUGCUUUCUAGUAGAGAUGUGCUUGUUGGUAUAAUUCAUUAUAAAUGUGACCUGCUGCUCCUCAGGAGCAGGAGCAGUGAGUGCUGCUGAGAUCAGGAAGUGAAGCAGAAGGAGGUGUGUUGAGGGUAAAACAUCUUCCCUGCAGAGAGUGCACAAAUGAACUUCAAUGUCGAGAUGCCUGCUACAUACUAUCCAAACCAAUGUUAAUAUAUACAGUAAUAAAAGCAUUGCAAAACCA
Vidua macroura (Pin-tailed whydah) is the source of this 2830-nucleotide messenger RNA. RefSeq names its product RAB1A, member RAS oncogene family (gene RAB1A). NCBI's taxonomy places the organism in Eukaryota, Metazoa, Chordata, Aves, Passeriformes, Viduidae. Bases 1 to 981 code for a protein of 326 amino acids. The transcript is spliced from 6 exons. The record is from RefSeq and is a predicted model, not a curated record. Gene Ontology annotation, molecular function: GTP binding; GTPase activity.